CCCCUCGACAAACAUCGUUUACUCAAUAAAUCCCCCAUUUUCCCCCUUUUUUUUUUUAAUAUUGGUUUUGUGCUCUCCUACUAGGGCAAAGAAACCCUAGCUACGGUUCUCGCCGACGCGGGCGAAAAUGUCGGCGUCCGACUCGGAGAAGAGGGCGGAGGAGGGCGAUAGCGACGGCGGCGGCGGCGGCGGCGAAGGUGGCGGCGGCGCCGUCGGCGGGGAGCUGCUGUACUGUGGGGGGACGAGUUGGGAGACGAUGGGGCGCAAGGUCGUGGGCGGGGCCACGGGGAACCUCGUCGCCCCCACGCGGCUCCGGCCCCUCGUCGGCGUCGACGUGCGCUUCGUCGCCUCCGGAUGCACUGCUUGUCACUGUGUGGCGUUGGAUGUUGAAGGUCGCUGCUAUACUUGGGGAAGAAAUGAGAAGGGGCAGUUGGGGCAUGGGGACACUCUUCACCGUAGCUUGCCAACAAUUGUGUCUCAACUAUCAAAAUACAAAAUUGUAAAAGCCAGUGUGGGAAAGAACCACACUGUAGUUGUAACUGAAGAUGGAAAAUCAUUCUCAUUUGGCAUGAAUAAGCAUGGGCAGUUGGGGACAGGUUCGGUGAAGAAUGAAAUUGAACCCUCUCCGCUGCCCUGUCUGGUAUCUGAAGUCACGAAUGCUGUUUGUGGAGCUGAUUUUACUGUAUGGUUGUCUUCAGUGGAAGGCUCCUCCAUACUGACAGCAGGUCUUCCGCAGUAUGGACAACUUGGACAUGGAACUGACAAUGAGUAUAAUGCUAAAGAUUCAUCUGUAAAACUAGCUUAUGAGCCUCAGCCUCGUCCACGAGCAAUUGCUACAUUUUCGGAAAAAACUGUUGUCAAAGUUGCUUGUGGAACAAACCACACAGUUGCUGUUGAUUCAAAUGGUUUUGUUUACACAUGGGGUUUUGGUGGAUAUGGAAGGCUGGGUCACAGAGAACAGAAGGAUGAGUGGGUCCCUCGGCUUGUUGAAGUCUUCCAAAGGCAUAAUGUUCUUCCUCCUAAUGCUGUAGUUUCUGCAGGUGCCACAAAUUCUGCAUGCACUGGUGGAGGAGGACAGUUGUAUAUGUGGGGGAAAUUGAAGACAACUGGUGACGAUUGGAUGUAUCCUAAGCCACUUAUGGAUUUAAGUGGUUGGAACAUACGUUGCAUGGCUUCUGGUAACAUGCACCAUGUUGUUGGUGCCGACGACUCGUGCAUAAGUUGGGGGCAUGCCCUGUAUGGGGAGCUUGGAUAUGGUCCCCUCGGACAGAAGUCAUCUGCAAAUCCAAAGAAAGUUGAUAUUCUAGAUGGUAUGAACGUCACAAGCGUGGGAUGUGGGUAUGGAUUUUCUCUGAUUGUUGUUGACAGAACAAAUGCUGGUGAUCGAUUGGAACAGCUGGAGAUUUAUGAUGGUGACCCUUCCUCUGAAGGAGUAGAGAAGAGCAAUAAUGCAAAUGCUGCAGCUACGAAGAACACGCCAACUACUGCUAAAUCUUCUGCGAGAAAUUCCAAGAGAAGGAAGAAGGAUUUGUCAGAGUCAGAAGAAGAGGAAGAGGAAGAAAUGGAUGACGAUGACGACGCUGAUGAGGACGACGAUGAUGGCGAUGAGGACGAUGAUGAGGAUGCGAAUGGAGAUGCAAAGCGCGGGCGCAAGCCAUCUAGCAGGGGACGAGGCGGUGGCGGCGGUAAAAGAGGGAGAGGCCGACCUAAAGCUGCUGAAAGAAGCGCUAACGAGAAACCAGCAAGCUCUGGGCGAGGCCGCGGGCGAGGAAGAUCGGGGAAGAGGGGGAGGCCUGGUAGGCGAUGAUGAUUAACUAUUUAACACCUCAUGUUUUGACAAGAGAAAGGCUGAAUGGGCAUCCGGGAAAAGUUUUAAUCUCUGAUUUCUAAUUAUUAUUUAAGCGUUGUUUCUGACAUAGAGGAUUUUGGUAACAAUUGGGGGAUUUCUUUAUGUAAUUCUGAAGGAAGGUUCUGAAGUUCAUGGUUGUAUGUUGUAAAAUGUUCUUAUUAUUCUGUGUUACAUUUAUUUAGGGUGCCAUUUCGGCAAAAUGCUUGUUUUCGUUCUUUUUCUGAAAAUUGCCAUUUACUUGGUAAAAUAUUCAAUGAGAGAGGUACAUUCUCAAGUUUGGUGGCUUUA
Ananas comosus (pineapple) is the source of this 2137-nucleotide messenger RNA. RefSeq names its product protein RCC2 homolog. The transcript has 16 exons. The coding region runs from base 128 to 1807 and encodes 559 amino acids. The record is from RefSeq and is a predicted model, not a curated record. Lineage: Eukaryota; Viridiplantae; Streptophyta; Magnoliopsida; Poales; Bromeliaceae.